UUCAUCCGGGACAUGAUUUAGACAAAAAUGGCAGAUGCAGAGCAGGAAGCAAAAUUGAAUGAAGACGUUGAGGAUGCGGAUGAAGGCGAGACGGAUUAUUAUUGUGUGUUGGGAGUUGAUAAGGUGGCCACGUCUGAAGAGAUCAAGAAGGCAUACAGAAAGUUGGCUCUGAAAUAUCAUCCAGACAAGAACUCCGAACCUGCAGCUGCCGAGAAGUUCAAACAGAUCAAUCGAGCUCAUGUCGUUCUCAUCGAUCCAAACAAGCGAAGAAUCUACGACGAAUACGGUCACAUUGGACUACAAAUUGCCGAGCAAUUCGGCGAAGACAACAUGCGACUCAUUUUGUGUUUCUCAAACAAAUGGUGUAAGGCGUUCGUGUGCUGCUGUGCUAUCUUCACAUGCUGCUGUUGCUGUUUCUGCUGCUGCAUGUGCUGUGGCAGGUGCCAGGAGCCUGAACCAGAAUAUAAUGACAUUGAUGGUCUCCUAGAGGAGGAUGAAGAGAAAGAGCCGGUUACUGGUCAACCGACGAGUACUUAUGGCUCAGAUGGUUGAUAUCAAAUAGUAGUUUAGAUGAUUAAUUUAUACGCGAUUGUGAUAACGGCGUAUUUGUUGCGUUGAUUUAUUAUCAAUCUCAGUUUUCUUUGCAUAUUCUCCACACUAGGAGAGAAACCCUGGGAGGAUGCUUGGGUAUACAAUGUGUAGGAAUUGCUAUGCGUGUCGUUGAGUUACACAGUGCACUGACAGAUGCAUGGACAGACACACGGACAGACAUAAACACAGACACUUGGACAGGCACAAACACAGACACUUGGACAGACACAAAAACAGACACACAAACAAAAGUAUGGACAGACACCAAACAUACAUUUGGACUGUUGCAUGGACA
Corticium candelabrum is the source of this 886-nucleotide messenger RNA. RefSeq names its product dnaJ homolog subfamily C member 5-like. Lineage: Eukaryota; Metazoa; Porifera; Homoscleromorpha; Homosclerophorida; Plakinidae. The transcript has 5 exons. The record is from RefSeq and is a predicted model, not a curated record. The coding region runs from base 28 to 552 and encodes 174 amino acids.